AUGGCAAGUUCAUCGAGACUACCUAAGCACAAUUGGACUAAAGAGGAAGAGGAAGGCCUCAUCGAGAGCCUCAUGGAGUUAGUCAAUGCUGGUGGGUUGAGGUCCGACAACGAGACGUUUCGACUCGGGUACCUAAAUCAGCUGGCGAGAAUGAUGGCCUUCAAGAUCCCAGGUUCUAAUGUCCAUGCUUCAACGAUCGAUAGCCGAAUAAAAUUGUUGAAGAGAAUGUUUCAUUCAAUCGCGGAUAUGCGUGGCCCAACUUGCAGUGGAUUUAGGUGGAAUGAUGAACAAAAAUGCAUCGUCGCAGAGAAAGAAGUCUUUGACAAUUGGGUCAAGAGUCAUCCGGCAGCCAAAGGCCUCCUUAAUAAGUCGUUUCCCCACUAUGACGAACUGUCGUAUGUGUUUGGCAAAGAUCGUGCAACGGGAGGCCGGGUCGAGAGUUCUGCAGACGUUAGGUCAAAUGAUUCUGCUGGGUACGAGUCAUUUGCUGCUGACUUUGCGCCGAAUACAGACUUCCAGCCUAUGUACAGGUCAAGGAUUGAACAUGUCGCCUGA
Messenger RNA from Cucumis melo (muskmelon), 555 nucleotides. RefSeq lists its product as uncharacterized. NCBI's taxonomy places the organism in Eukaryota, Viridiplantae, Streptophyta, Magnoliopsida, Cucurbitales, Cucurbitaceae. The transcript has 2 exons. Bases 1 to 555 code for a protein of 184 amino acids. The record is from RefSeq and is a predicted model, not a curated record.